Messenger RNA from Hippocampus comes (tiger tail seahorse), 1873 nucleotides. RefSeq names its product fibroblast growth factor 8a (gene fgf8a). The record is from RefSeq and is a predicted model, not a curated record. Bases 1001 to 1639 code for a protein of 212 amino acids. The transcript is spliced from 5 exons. NCBI's taxonomy places the organism in Eukaryota, Metazoa, Chordata, Actinopteri, Syngnathiformes, Syngnathidae. Gene Ontology annotation, molecular function: growth factor activity.
AAUCCUUUUAAUGUCUGACACUUUGCUCUGUCAAUACACAAAAUCGAGCAUUUCGGCAUCCCGAACCUGGAGAAGAGAUGGAGGGUGCAUUGCUUCGAAAUGCGAAAUUGGGGGUGUCCUUAUUAGAGUUUAUUAUGGGGAUGGAGACUGUGAUGGUGUUCGCACAGACUUGGGGUCGGCAUCGGCAGCCCGUGACACCCAACCAGUCCUUUUCUUUUUUUCAAAAGUUGGGUAUUUCUCUCAGGUAAAGAGAUUUUUUUUUUUUUUAAUCAAAGGGGGUGGGAGGGGAUGGCGAGUAGGGUGUGGGGGUGUCCGCUUUUGUUCUGCAGAAAAAGGGGGCUUGUUCUUUGCAGAUCAGCCUGACAUUUUAACCAGGAGUACAGCGCCAAGUGAGACGCUUGACAGCGGUGUGGGAUGGAAGUAGACAGUGCGGAGAAGGAGCGUCCCGUGUGCAGUUCUCCCACAGCCGAGUGGAUCAGGGUUCCCGAACCUCUCCGAAACCAGUGACGAGACCGAGCAAGAGCAGGAUCACCCACACCUGGACGUCCGGAGGACCACGGGGAUUGCAGGCGGAGAGGGGGUGGGGGGAGUCUGACAUUAGGGAUGAAUUUCUAAGACUCCCGGUUUAAAAAAAAAAUAGAUAAUGAAAAUAGAUUAACUAAACCACGCAGUGCCCUUUUCAACAAUUCAACGCUCAGAUCAGCUUCUGCAAGUACACUUAAGAGUUUUACCUUCAUUCUAAUUCAAACGACCAGUUGAAGUCAUUCAUCAACUUUAACCGUAUGGUGUGCUCAGAGGAGCAGCAGCGGACUGUCCGUUUGACAUUGAUGUGGUCAAAAACAAGUCUGCCGUGUGUCCGUGAGCCCUUACCACGACAUCUGAGUUUUGGAUUUUUAUUAAAUCAUUUGGAGCUUGAUUUCCCUCAAGAACCGCUGGACUGAAAUUACUGAAAAGUAUAAUCUUUGAAUUUCCUAAGAAGAGCUUUUCGCCUCCAUCCAACAUGCGACCCGCAUCGAGAUGCAGCUACGUGUUCAUACACAUGUUCGCAUUCUUCUUCUACGCUCAGGUAACCAAUCAGUCCCCGCCUAAUUUCACGCAGCAUGUAAGCGCGCAGAGCAAAGUGACAGACCGCGUGAGCCGCAGGUUGAUCCGGAUCUACCAGCUGUACAGUCGAACCAGUGGAAAGCAUGUGCAGGUCCUGCCCAACAAGAAGAUCAACGCCAUGGCUGAAGACGGAGAUCUGCACGCCAAGCUAAUUGUGGAGACAGACACAUUUGGAAGCCGUGUGCGUAUCAAGGGAGCCGAGACUGGCCUCUACAUUUGCAUGACCAAGAGAGGAAAGCUCAUUGGCAAGAAAAAUGGACAAGGCCGUGAUUGUAUCUUCACUGAGAUUGUGUUGGAGAACAACUACACCGCCCUGAGGAAUGCCCGGUAUGAGGGAUGGUAUAUGGCCUUCACCCGUCGAGGACGUCCACGAAAAGGCUCGCGGACACGGCAGCACCAGCGUGAGGUCCAUUUUAUGAAGAGACUGCCAAGGGGUCAGCAGCCUGCACAUCCCAGCCACCACCGACCAUUUGACUUCAUUCACUACCCCUUCAACCAAAGGACUAAACGUACGCAGUUCUCAUCUGAGCGCUGAGGAACAGAAGUUGGAAAAAGGUGGUGAGGCAGAAGAGAAACAAACAGACUGGUAGUUUCAUCAGCCGUAGAUUCAGCGCUCUCUUCUGCGUCUCUUAACUGAGCAAUAUUCUCAAUGUGUCGGUGCUGAAUUAUUUUUUCGGAGAGGAAGACUGUAAAUAGACAAAAAUAAGAACUCUAUUUUUCUACAUCAGAUUUCUAAAUCCGGACUGUAAAAUUAAAAAAAAAAAAAAAA